GGUUCCACGCCACGAAUCUGAUUCACGUAGUUCUCUGUUCUGAGUUUUCACACAAGACGGAACAACUCCCUCCUCGAUUCAUUUACGAGUGCCUCAGUUCCUUUUCACAAAUCCAACGUCAGAGGGAAGCUCAGAGUUAGAGGGAAGCUCAGAGCUUGGCGUCUUCGAAUUGUUUUCCUCCUCCUUGAAAACCAACAAUCCCCACAAGGACAUUGCCAAUUUAUUGAAAGCUUACUUCUGCACUUACUCAUCUGCAAAAUCUUCUCUCUCCCCCCCCCCCCCCAACAUCGUCGUUGAUUGAAAGAGAGAGGGAGAGGGAUGGUGGGUUCAACUUCAAGCCAGACCUUGCCUUCUUGGAUGGGCGCAGCAGCAUCAAGGGUAGAUUCUGAAGGGAACAUUUCGUCUUCGUCGGGGACGGCGGUUAAGGAAGGUAGAGAGGAUACUUCGCAGCAGCAACAUCGCCAUUCUAACUCCCUCUCGUCUUCGUCCAAUGGCAAUUUGAAUUUUGGAGAAAGAGCUUUGUCUGCAGCGGGUGCCGCCUUCUUCUCGGCCAUCCUCGUUAACCCUCUCGACGUUGCCAAGACAAGGUUGCAAGCACAGGCUGCUGGAGUUCCUUAUCAAGCGCUAUGUCCCAUGUCUUCAUUUAAUAAGAACAUAAUGCUUCCAGAUCUGAGAUGUUCUACAUCAAACACUCGCGUAGUUCUUCGUCCUGGACCAAUGUGCCCUCGAGAAUGUUCCCAGUAUAAAGGGACACUGGAUGUCUUCUAUAAAGUCAUACGCCAGGAAGGAUUUUCAAGGCUAUGGAGAGGCACAAAUGCCAGUUUAGCAUUAGCUGUGCCAACUGUGGGGAUCUACUUACCUUGCUAUGACAUUCUUCGCAACUUUAUGGAAGAACUCACAGAACAAAAUAUUCUGAAUUUGAGGUCAUAUGUCCCUUUAGUGGCAGGCUCAGUGGCACGCUCAUUAGCUUGUAUUACAUGUUACCCUAUUGAACUAGCAAGGACACGCAUGCAGGCAUUUGGAGAAACCCAAACUGGCGUGAAACCUCCAGGGGUAUGCAGGACACUUCUUGGAGUCAUCAACCCAAUUGGGAGCUCAAACAUCCUUCGGAACUUACAAAGUUACCGCAUGCUGUGGACUGGCCUUGGAGCACAACUUGCUCGCGAUGUUCCUUUCUCAGCAUUAUGCUGGUCAACUCUUGAGCCAAUCAGAAGAGCAAUUCUUGGCCGGGAGGGUGAAGAAACCAAUGUAGCCAGGGUCCUUGGGGCGAAUUUCUCUGCUGGUUUCGUUGCAGGAGGCCUUGCAGCUGCGAUUACAUGUCCACUGGACGUAGCAAAAACCCGACAACAAAUAGAGAAAGAUCCUGCCAGGGCAUUAAGUAUGACGACAAGACAGACUUUGGUGGAAAUCUGGAGGGAUGGAGGAAUGAAAGGAAUGUUUACAGGAAUUGGCCCUCGCAUUGGUCGUGCUGGACCCUCGGUAGGGAUUGUGGUUUCCUUCUAUGAAAUUGUCAAGUAUUAUUUACAUCAUACGCACUAAUUUGAGGGCCACAAAUGGUAGGAAGUAGUAGGAACAUUGUCCUCUUACCAUUCAGCAUACUACCACAUUCCCAGAGCGUUUCACAUAGUUGUGGCAGCUUAUGGAGUGUGAGGUGGUGUUUCAGCAAUGAGUUGUUUGAGGGUUGAAGAUAAGGUAGAAUAAACCCUUUUUUCUCAACCAAAUUAGUUGGGUUGAAGAUACUGAAAGAUUGAAAAAAAAAAAAAAAAUUUAGAAUAAAAUUCUGCCCCUUUGUCUCAGCCAAAUUAGUUAGGUUUUGUUGUCCGUUUUUCUAUUGUAAAACAAUUUAUGUUAUAAAAUUACUUGCGUCAUAAAUUAAUGUACAUGAAAGUUUAAGGGUCUA
Molecule: messenger RNA, 1900 nt
Organism: Malania oleifera
Lineage: Eukaryota; Viridiplantae; Streptophyta; Magnoliopsida; Santalales; Ximeniaceae
Product: mitochondrial carrier protein MTM1-like
Exons: 10
Coding region: 319-1539 (406 amino acids)
Biological process (GO): mitochondrial transmembrane transport
Source: RefSeq, a predicted model, not a curated record